GCACAUCUCACAUCGAGUCAUCAUCAUGGUAGCAGCAGACAUCCCCUCAACAACCGCCGAACUCCUCUACUUCGAGUCUCCGCCUAAUGGCGAGCGAGCAUACAACCAUAUCAAUGUCGACCCUAAGACAGGGGAGCGUCCUCGAAACUUCACGCAAGCCAAACAUUCCGUCACGAUCGAGAACCUUCGAGGAAAGGAGAACACUGUCUCUCUCGAUACAACUGGGUUCCAGUACUAUCACCACCCAGCCAAGCACACUUCCUUCAAGAACGACGAAGAGAUCGAGAAGGAAUACUAUCCCGAGAGUAUAGAACUCAUCAAGCAAUUGACCGGCGCUUCCAAGGUUGUCUUGUUCGAUCACACCGUCCGCCGCAACCGCCCUGGAGAACUCGACGAUGGUCCUCAGAAGCGACAGCCAGUCGCCCAGGUACACGUCGACCAGACGCCCAAGUCCGCAGUGGACCGCGUCCACCGACACCUCCCUCCUUCCGAAGCCCCAGAGCUCCUGAAGAAACGAUUCCAAAUCAUCAACCUCUGGAGACCCAUCUCUCAUGCUGCAUGGGAUUGGCCUCUCGCUCUCUGUGACUACAGAAGCGUGGAUCCAGAGAAGGAUGCCCUACCUGUCGCCCUCAUCUACCCCGACCGCGAAGGAGAGACAUACGGCAUCAAGUAUAACCCCAAUCAUAAAUGGGUGUACUUGAGGGGGAUGACGCCGGAGGAACUGGUUCUGAUUAAAUGCUUCGAUUCCAAGGAGGAUGUUGCACGAUUCACUCCACAUACCGGGUUCCAAGACCCCGCUACACCCCCAGACGCGCCUCUCAGAGAAUCGAUCGAGCUCCGGGCGCUUGUCUUCUACGAUUGAGCUUAUCUUCUCUUGACGACUUUGCCAUGUACUCCAAGCCAUGAUCGCUCGGAACUCAUUUACUAGUACACAAGUAUACAAUGGGAACACUCGAGGUGAAUUUACCAUG
Messenger RNA from Coprinopsis cinerea okayama7#130, 971 nucleotides. RefSeq lists its product as hypothetical. The transcript has 3 exons. The record is from RefSeq and is a predicted model, not a curated record. Gene Ontology annotation, molecular function: oxidoreductase activity. Lineage: Eukaryota; Fungi; Basidiomycota; Agaricomycetes; Agaricales; Psathyrellaceae. Bases 26 to 862 code for a protein of 278 amino acids.